UUCAUCCCUGGUGUCUCUCAUGUUAGGAGGUUGAGAGAGAGAGAGAAAGUAGAGGAGAGCGAGAAGUAGAAGUAGUAACUCCAGUACCAGAGACAGAUACAAAAGGGGACAUCACACCACCCCCUCAGCCAAAGCGCAAGCAUUCCCAACGCAGCAACACAACGCAAGGCCGUCCGGCCGGCCGGCCUCCCAAGAACUCCAAGAACCUUCCUUCGCCUCCGAUCCUCAUCCCCUUCCCGUCCCACCAAUCCGACGACCUAGGCCUUUGUGCGCGCGCGCGUCCGAUCGGGGCGCGCUGGUGGCGGGGAGAUGGAGGCGGGCUCGGCUGCGUCGCCGGACCUCUCGCUGCACAUCAGCCUGCCCAGCACCGGCCCGCCGACGGGCCCGGGGGGCGGCGUCGGCGGGCGCGGCCCGGCGGGGGGCGGAGGCGGGGAUCCAUGGAGGAGGCUCAACGGGUCCACGGCGUCCACGGAGCUGUCCUUGUCUCCGCCCGCCGACCUGGAGGGCGCGGCGCUGCCGUGGCGGCACAGGCCGUCGUCGUCCGCUGCGGUGCCCUCGGCCGCCACGACAUCCGCCCAGGCCGCGCUGAUGGCCAUGCCGAUGCUGCAGCCGCUGGACGCGGGUGUCGGCGGCGCGUCGGCGGCGCCGCCAAUCCGGGGGAUACCUAUCUACAACGGUGGCGGGGGCUUCCCGUUCCUGCCGCCGGCGCCCGGGGGAGGAGAAGGACACCAUCACCCGAAGGUCGGGUUCUACAGCUACCACCAUCCGGCGACGUGGCCCUCCUCCCUGGGAUCGACGUCGCCGUCAUCCCUCGGGCCGGGGCCGGCGCCACCCGCGAAUUCCUUCGACCCAACGGCGGCCUUCCUGUCCUCCGCCGCGCACCAUCGGAUGCUGUCGGCGUCCGGAAGGCUAAACGGCAUGCUCUCGGACACCCUCCGCAGCUACGGCGCCCCAGGCGGCGGCGUCGGCAUGGGUCUGGGCGGACACCAUCAUCAUCUCCACGGCGCGCAGCCCUUCGGGCUGGGGUCCCGGUUCAUGCCCAAGCUCCCCGCCAAGCGCAGCAUGCGCGCGCCCCGCAUGCGCUGGACCAGCACCCUCCACGCCCGCUUCGUCCACGCCGUCGAGCUCCUCGGCGGCCACGAGAGGGCGACGCCCAAGUCAGUCCUAGAGCUCAUGGACGUGAAGGAUCUGACGCUAGCGCAUGUCAAGAGCCAUCUCCAGAUGUAUCGCACCGUCAAGAGCACUGACAAGCCUGCGGCCUCAGGCCCGACCGACGGCGGCUCCGGCGACGACGACUUCCCCAGCGCCGGUCAGGCCGGGUCGGGUGGCGACAACAUGUGCCCGAGGCCGUUCCCGGAGCACCGGUCCACCUCCGAGGGCGCGGCGAGCUCCGUCGGUGGCGAUAUGGACCAGUCCUCGGCAGGGAACGCCAGCACCAGGUGGAGCAACUCCUCAAGUGGUACAGGCUUGCCCGGUUGUAGCAAGCACUUCGAGAGACCUACUUUUACUAUUUGGGACCCAUGGCUGUCAUCUAAUUCUUGCAACAUGGAUGCUCAUCGCUCCAUUGGACUGUCUUCUCCCAUGGAGAACAUGGAGCCCUGCAGAUCCACCGGCUCGCAAGUGUCGAACCACGAGCUGAGCAGCCCGAGCCUGGAGUUCACUCUGGGGAGACCGGACUGGCAUGGCCCGGAUCAUGACUAGCCAUUGAGUCAUGAGACAAGAAAAACCUAGCAACGCUAAUUUUCGGUCCAAGAUAGUACACCGGUACUGAUCAUCUCUUUUAGUUGAGUUUGCCCCGGCCCCAAGUCCCUCCCUCCGCUUCCGGGAAGAGAUCGACGGCAACUUCAGAUAUAUCGCUUCGCCGGAGAAAGGAGGAGCACCCAGCAUGGCCGGGAAAGGCUAUAUAUAUACCGGAUUGAUAUCUGUUAGUUUAAAUUUGAGGUUUCUUUCUUCUUGAUUCCUAUAUAUGUUUUGCCGUCCCAUGCAUAUGCAUUCUACUCUUUCUGUACCAUAAUAUUUGUUGUUGGGGAGAACUAGAUUAGUUCUCCCAACAACAAGUAUUUAGGAACGGAGGGAGUAGCUAGCUAGCUUGAUAGUAGUUUUAUCAUCUUCUCCGGCCCUCUUUGGUUAGUUGUGUUCAUUCCAUUCUUGUGUGGCGAGAUUAUAACUGCCCGGCGUGUGUGAGUGACUGAGUGGUCGGUGUGACCGUGGCGUUGGUGCAAGUGUAGUGUGUGAAAGGAGGUGAGCACAUGGAAAGUUGGAAAGGCGGCCAACAAGAGAGGGAAAAAAGGAAUGAGUUGUGGUGAAGCAAAGCAAUGUAUGCCAAGCAAAGAGAUGGCGAGAUUGGUGGUGUGCAUGACGAUCGACGGAAUGAUUUGAUCAACGAUCCCUUUUGCGCA
Messenger RNA from Hordeum vulgare subsp. vulgare (domesticated barley), 2399 nucleotides. Its product is annotated as probable transcription factor RL9. Gene Ontology annotation, biological process: abaxial cell fate specification; regulation of DNA-templated transcription. The record is from RefSeq and is a predicted model, not a curated record. Gene Ontology annotation, molecular function: transcription cis-regulatory region binding. Bases 310 to 1701 code for a protein of 463 amino acids. Gene Ontology annotation, cellular component: nucleus. Lineage: Eukaryota; Viridiplantae; Streptophyta; Magnoliopsida; Poales; Poaceae. The transcript is spliced from 7 exons.